CUUUUCCCGUUUGGCAGUGCGUCGCCCAUAUCGCCCUAUUGAACACACCGCCCCUGCUCAUGGCUAAUACUCAUGGCUAAUACUCAUGGCUAAUACUCUCUCUUUCUCUCUCGCUCUCUCUCAGGGUGGUAACACUAGUCUGAAUCUGAACCAUUAUGCCACUAAGAAGACGGUAGCAGAGAGCAUGUUAGACGUGGCCCUGCUGAUGGCCAACGCUGCCCAGCUGAAGGCCGUCCUGGAGCAGGGGCCAGACUUCAGGUACUACAUCACCGUCCUGGUCCUCAUCGGGUCUUCACUGCUCUUCCAGGUGCUGGCCGGGAUACUGUUUGUCGCCAUGGCUCGUAAGGACCUGAACAACGUAGCCAACCAGAGGAAGCUGGACAUCAUGAACAACGUGGCCACUGGCCUUGUCUUCAUCACCACCAUCAUCAACAUCUUCAUCACCGCAUUUGGAGUGCAGAAAACUGGCCUGUACCCCAAAACCUAGACAGAAGGCUUGCCUGUACCCCAAAACCUAGCCAGAAGGCUUGCCUGUACCCCAAAACCUAGACAGAAGGCUUGCCUGUACCCCAAAACCUAGACAGAAGGCUUGACUGUACCCCAAAACCUAGACUGAAGACUGCCCUGUACCCCAAAACCUAGACUGAAGACUUGCCUGUACCCCAAAACCUAGACUGAAGACUGGACUGUACCCCAAAACCUAGACUGAAGACUUGCCUGUACCCCAAAACCUAGACUGAAGACUGCCCUUUACCCCAAAACCUAGACAGAAGGCUUGCCUGUACCCCAAAACCUAUACGGUAGACUGGACUGUACCCCAACACCUAGACUGAAGACUUGCCUGUACCCCAAAACCUAGACAGAAGGCUUGCCUGUACCCCAAAACCUAGACAGAAGGCUUGACUGUACCCCAAAACCUAGACUGAAGACUGCCCUGUACCCCAAAACCUAGACUGAAGACUUGCCUGUACCCCAAAACCUAGACUGAAGACUGGACUGUACCCCAAAACCUAGACUGAAGACUUGCCUGUACCCCAAAACCUAGACUGAAGACUGCCCUGUACCCCAAAACCUAGACAGAAGGCUUGCCUGUACCCCAAAACCUAUAUGGUAGACUGGACUGUACCCCAACACCUAGACUGAAGACUUGCCUGUACCCCAAAACCUAGACUGAAGACUGCCCUGUACCCCAAAACCUAGACUGAAGACUGCCCUGUACCACAAAACCUAGACUGAAGACUGCCCUGUACCCCAAAACCUAGACUGAAGACUGGCCUGUACCCCAAAACCUAGACUGAAGACUGCCCUGUACCCCAAAACCCAGAAUGAAGACUGACCUGUAACCCAAAACCUAAACAGAAGACUGACCUGUACCCCAAAACCUAAACAGAAGACUGACCUGUAACCCAAAACCUAGAGUGAUAUACUUCAGAGAUAUAUCUUUUAAAACACGGUUGAGAAACGACAAUACAGGUGUACUAUUGUUUUUUAUUGUCACUUUUUAAUCAGAAGAGAUUUGUAAAAGGAAGAUAUUAAUAAUUGCAUAUGUCAAAAAGUAGAUUAGUCUUAUUCUAAUGUGUAGAGCUCAGAAAAAGUUAUUGGGCUACAGACUCUCUAGACAAACGGGUUGCCUCCCACAAUUGACCGAUGUUCCAGCAUGUCCUGGGACUGGGAUUUCCGAGAAUGGCUACAGUUAAAGGGUAUUCAAAUAAUAUAAGGGGAAACAGUGACUACUAGUGGUCUUUAUUUUACUAAUAAAGAGCGAUACUCAAUGUAUCCAAAGUGUAUCUCUAAUGCAAUAAACUCCAUACAACAACUGUG
This is a messenger RNA of Coregonus clupeaformis (lake whitefish), 1821 nucleotides long. RefSeq names its product ninjurin-2. Bases 86 to 487 code for a protein of 133 amino acids. Gene Ontology annotation, biological process: cell adhesion; tissue regeneration. The record is from RefSeq and is a predicted model, not a curated record. Lineage: Eukaryota; Metazoa; Chordata; Actinopteri; Salmoniformes; Salmonidae. The transcript has 3 exons. Gene Ontology annotation, cellular component: membrane.